Gadus morhua (Atlantic cod) is the source of this 6892-nucleotide messenger RNA. RefSeq names its product kielin cysteine rich BMP regulator (gene kcp). The coding region runs from base 379 to 6318 and encodes 1979 amino acids. Gene Ontology annotation, cellular component: extracellular region. Gene Ontology annotation, biological process: positive regulation of BMP signaling pathway. The record is from RefSeq and is a predicted model, not a curated record. The transcript has 42 exons. Lineage: Eukaryota; Metazoa; Chordata; Actinopteri; Gadiformes; Gadidae. Gene Ontology annotation, molecular function: protein binding.
UGUGUGUGUGUGUGUGUGUGUGUGUGUGUGUGUGUGUGUGUGUGUGUGUAAGUGAAAGUGACCGUGCCCUCGGGGGAAUAUGUGUGUGAUUGCAGAGAACGGAUUGCUCUCUCUUUUCUGACCCUGCACGCAUCCAGAUGUUACGUGUUUCGCAGGCGCGCUGCAUGUCAGACUGAAAAGUAUUCGAGAAACUCCUUGGAAGUGAUUGUCUUUUUUUUUUUUCUUUAUAUACUUAGGUCCGUUAGUCCUUGAUGAAUAGGCCCCAACAGAAGCCAAAAAACGUCUGAACCUGACAAAAUGCCAAGGAUGUCCUGGAGUAUUGCUGAUUUACUUAACUUGUAAUCUACGGGGAUUCUGUCCAGUUAUUAGGUUCAAAUAAUGGAGACUGGCAAAUUGAGGACUCUUCUGUUCCUGGAGAUAAAUGUGUUUAUACUUUCGACUUUUCCGCUUUGUUUGCAAGGCCAGAGCACCGAGCAUGUGAUCGAUCUACUCGCUGCGUUGAACAUGUCCCAGCCCAUAAAAGGCAUAUCCAAGAUCCACGACGAAGAUCCUUCUGGGUCCACCGCGGCCUAUAAGCUCCGCCCCAAAGCCCCCCACCUGACCCUGCCGCCCGAGUACUCCCGCCUCCUGGCCUCGGCCGGGCCCGGCUCCCUGGGGGUGCACCUGGUGGCGCGCCAGGCCCAUGACACCAGCGCCACCCUGCUGUCCUUCUCCUCCCGCUCCUCCCCGCUGCUGCAGCUGGUCUCCUCCACCCGGAACAGCAGCCUGCGCUUGGACCGCAGCCUGGAGGGGCCCGGUGCCGGGGGGCUGCUCAGCCUGGUCCUCCCAGGAGGGAACCCCUUCUCCGGGGCCCGCUGGGCGCGCCUCGCCCUGGGCCUGGAGCCGGACAGAGUGAGUGUGUUUGUAGACUGUGAGGAGGCGGUCGUCGUCCGACGCCGAGGGGAGGAGAGGGUCGACCUGAGGGCGUUUCCCCGGGACCUGAGGGUGACUCUGGGCAGCGCGAUGGGGGACAGCGACAGCAAGUUCAGCGGAUACUUGAAGACAGCUGAGAUCUCCCUAAAAGCAUAUGGAAGGCGUCCCUGGCAUUGUCCCAAUAUAACAGAUGGACCUCCCUCACCGGCUCAGCCCACACCCGGCCCCGGUCUGGACCCUCUGGACGACCGGGGGCCGCAGCGGCUCCAGAAGGACGCGCCCCAGAGAGGGGCGGCCCUGGGGCCUCCAGGGCAUCCACAGGGGGGGAGGCUGGCCCCGCCCCUGCCCCAGGAGGAGAGGCUGAGGGGGCUGGAGCAGAGGCUGGAGCAGAUGGCCGUCCUGCUGGACGCGGUCCAAGCCCAGAACACAGACCUCCAGUCGCGCGUGCACUACCUGGAGGGCUGUGAAUGUGUGAGGCGGCGGAAGUGCACGUGGGAGGGGCGAGAGGUGGAGGAGGGGCAUCGCUGGCAGACCCUCUCGAACACCGCCUGUACCUGCACCUCGGGACAGGUCACGUGCGAGGCCAUCGUCGUGGGCUGUGUCCACACAGGGGUCCGAUAUGAGAGUGGAUCAAAGUGGAGACCGGCUUUUAGUCCCUGUGAUGUGUGCAGCUGUGAGGGGGGCCAGGCGCUCUGCGAGCGGGAGAGCUGUCGGACGUCCUGCACCAGCCCGGCCUCGGCUGCGGCUGACGCCUGCUGCCCGGUGUGUGACGGUUGUGGUCUAAAUGGACGGGAUUUCCCCAACGGCGCAUCAAUCCCCUUCGGAGACCGUUGUCAGACGUGUACAUGUGUGGAGGGUAACAUUGCGUGCGCUGCGCUCUCCUGCCCGACCCCCCCCUGUCUGAGCCCGGUGCAUCGCCAUGGAGACUGCUGCCCCUCCUGCGGACAGUGUGAACACGGGACGGAGGUGUAUCAGGACGGACAGGACGUCCCGUCCGGGGCGGAUCCCUGCCUCCGCUGCCGGUGCUCGGCGGGGGAGGUGUCGUGUGAGCGCAUGGAUGCGUCGUGUCCCUCGCUGCCGUGCAGCCACCCGGCCAAACCCAGGGGACAGUGUUGUCCCAGCUGUGACCGGUGUGAGUACGACCGGAGGGUGUUCGCUGACGGUCAGCUGUUCCAGCCGCCGGGCGGUGGGCCGUGUCUGCAGUGUCGCUGUAAGGGUGGCAAUGUGGUCUGUCAUACUGAGAGGUGCCCUCCUACUCAGUGCUCUAACCCCAUCAUGGACCCUCACUUCUGCUGUCCCAUCUGUAAAGCCUGCGUGCUGGAGGACCAGGAGUACGAGGAGGGGGCCCGGUGGAGGCCGGAGGGCCCCUGCUCCAGCUGUGCCUGUGUGAACGGAGAGACGGUGUGCACACACACCCAGUGCCCCCCCACCGAGUGCCUGCACCCCGCCAAGAACACCGGCUCGUGUUGUGCAGUGUGUGAGAGCUGUACCUAUAACCACCGUAUCUACGGCAACGGACAGAGGUUCGUGACUCCCGAUCAGCCCUGUCUCGUUUGCACCUGUCAGUACGGCUCGGUGGAGUGUCUGCAGAGAGACUGCCCCGCGCCCAACUGCACCAACCCACACACACCUCCGGGAGAGUGCUGCCCCCAGUGCCCAGACUGUUUGUUCGAGAACCGUGUGUUUGUGGAGGGGGAGGCCUUCCCCAGCCCGGUGAACGUGUGUGAGAGGUGUGUGUGCGCGGACGGGAGGGUGGCGUGCCGGUCGAACCAGUGCCCGCGUCCCAACUGCAACGCCCCCGUCCCCGGGACCUGCUGCCAGAACAACUGCAAUGGCUGCCGUUACGCAGGGAAGGAGUAUCCCAACGGACAGGAAUUCCCCCAUCCCACCGACAAAUGCAGGGCCUGCACCUGUAUAAACGGUAACGUCCAGUGUCUAAUGAAGAGGUGCCCGCCACUGCAGUGCACGGAUCCCAACCUGUUACCUGGAGAGUGCUGCCCCCAGUGUCCCGCGCCCCCUGCUGACUGCGUGUAUGAGCAGCGCAGCUACAGACACACAGAGCGCUUCUACCACCCGACUGACACCUGUCGAUCAUGCCUCUGCACCAAUGGGAUGGUCCAAUGCAAGCGCAAGCCCUGCCCCUCGGCACCUUGCUCUCAUCCAAUCACGCAGGACUGCUGCCCGACCUGUGAAGGCUGCCUGUACGAGAGGCGGGAGCGGGCCGACGGGGAGCGGUGGGCCGACGCCUCCGACGCCUGCUCGGUGUGCACCUGCAGGGGGGGCUCGGCCCGCUGUGAGAAGGACCGCUGCCCCCCCGCCGCCUGCAGCUACCCCGUCCAGAGGAGCUGCUGCACGGCCUGUGAUGGCUGUCUGUUUAAGGGCCAGGAGUACCCAGACGGCUAUGAGUUUGUGGAGGAGAAGGACCCCUGCAGCGUGUGCAGCUGCUACAGCGGGGAGGUCGUCUGCUCCCGGCUGCCGUGCGACGACCUCUGCAGACACCCCCACACCCCCGCCGGCCAGUGCUGCGGGGAGUGCGACCGCUGUUCCUACAACAACCUGGUCCUCAUCAAUGGCCAGACCAUCCCCGACCCUAGCAAUCCCUGCUCAGAGUGUACCUGUCAGAGAGGUGCAGUGGCGUGCGUUCCGCGGCGGUGCGCGGCCGCGGCGUGCGCCCACCCGGCGCUGGACGGCUGCUCCUGCCCGGUGUGCGGCGGCUGCCGGUUCACCGGGAGGGACCGCCACAACGGGGAGCGCUUCCCCCACCCCGCCGACCGCUGCCAGCGCUGCUCCUGCCUGAACGGCGGGGUGCUGUGUGUGGCCGCCCCCUGUCCCGCUGUGUCCUGCGGCCGCCCGGUGACCCCCCCGGGGGGGUGCUGUCCCGUCUGCACCGGGAGCUGCCGCCACGAGGGGGGGGACCACCCGUCGGGCUCCAGCUUCACCCCGUCCCGGGACCCCUGCUCCUCCUGCACCUGCCUGAACGCGGAGGUGUCCUGUCAGAGGAGGCCCUGUCCCCUCCAGUGUUCCCACCCCGUCCCGUCGGAGAGCUGCUGUCCCGCGUGCGACUCCUGCCUCUACCAGGGCGGCGUGCACGCCCACAGGCACACCUUCGGCUCCUCCUCCGACCCCUGCCAGCGCUGCACGUGCGUCCAGGGAACGGUGACGUGUGUGCGCGCGCCCUGCCCGCCGGCCCCGUGCCCCCGACCCGUGACUCCGCCUGGACAGUGCUGCCCCCGGUGCCCAGUGUGUAUGCUGGAUGGACGGGAGUACCAGAACGGACAGCAGUGGACCCCCCAGUCCGACCCCUGCUCCAGGUGCACGUGCCAGGAAGGAGAGGUGCGCUGUGUGUCCCAAGAGUGUCCCAAGCUGCCCUGCAUGCACCAGGUCCAGGACCCAGGGACCUGCUGUCCACGCUGCAGAGGGUGCAUGUACGACGGACGGGAGCACGCAGAGGCCAGCAGCUGGUUCGCUGACUCCGCCUCCUGUAUGAACUGCAUGUGUGUGGGCGGAGUCACCACCUGCUCCCAGAUCCGCUGCAUCUCGCCGUGCGUCAACACCAUCCGGGUGGCCGGCGAGUGCUGCCCCCUGUGCGCCGACUGUCUGUUCGAGGGCAGAGUCUACAGUCCCAGCGACAGUUUCCAUCCUGCAGACGACCCCUGCCAGAUCUGCACCUGUGAGGUGAUGCCAGACGGCGAGCAGCACCUGCGCUGCUACCGUAAGCAGUGCCCCAGUCUGGUGGACUGUCCCGUCAACAACAUCCUGUUCUCUGGACCCGAAUCCUGCUGCCCUGUCUGUGCACAACCGCUCAGUAACUGCACUGCCACCCUGAUCGGUAAUGAAGUCCUGGCUACCGAUGACCCAUGUUUUACCUGUCAAUGCAAGGACCUAACGUGGACGUGUCUCCACCGGAACUGCCCCCCCCUCACCUGCCCCGUCGGUGAGCAGCUCUCCCUGCCCGACUCCUGCUGCCCGGUGUGCGAGGAGUGUGUGAUCGAGGGCCAGGACGCCCGCGUGCCCAGCGGCAGCAGCUGGACCGACAGCGAUGACGACUGCGUCACCUGCACCUGUAACCUCGGACACAUUGAAUGCAGCAUCGAAGAGUGUUUACAUCUGGUGUGUCAGGGAGAACAGAUACCCAUGAAGACGCCCGGGAAGUGUUGUUAUGAAUGCCAAGCCUCGGGGGUGUCGUGCACGUACCAGGGUGCGCUCUACCAGCCCGGGGAGCAGUGGGCGGUGGACGAGUGCACCGGCUGCACGUGCGUGGCCGGAGACGUGCACUGUGGCACCGAGCGCUGCCCCCCCCUCGCCUGCUCUGCAACGGAGAUGCCCGCGGCGGCCCCCGGGGUGUGCUGCCCCCACUGCCUGCCGCGCCCGGCGACCUGCAUCGCCUUCGGGGACCCCCACUACCGCACCUUCGACGGGCGCAUGCUACACUUCCAGGGCGCGUGCACGUACGUCCUGGCUCAGGACUGUCAGGGCGGCCACUUCAGAAUCCACGCCACCAACGACGACCGCGGGCGUAAAGGAGUCUCCUGGACCAAGGAGGUCACCGUGUUCAUCGGAGACCUCUCGGUGCAGCUUCUCCAGGACUGGGUCGUCAAGGUGAAUGGCCGUGUGGUUGCUCUGCCCUACCUGAGAGAACCUUACGUCUACGUGGAGCGUCAGACCAACACCAUCCUGCUCAACACCAACAUUGGGAUAAAGGUGCUGUGGAGCGGGCGGUCCCACCUGGAGGUCAGUGUCCCGGGCUCCUACAGGAAGCAGACCUGCGGCCUCUGCGGCGACUUCAACGACUUCCCCCAGGACGACCUGCGCAUGCCCGACGGGCGCAUCAGCCUAUCAGAGGCCAGCUUCGGGAACAGCUGGCAGGUGACGAACCACAGCCACGCCCUCACCUCCUGCCGCCCCGGCGAGGACGUGGACCCCUGCCGGGAGGCGGGCUACCAGGCCCGCAAGGGUGCCAACGGGCGCUGCAAGGUCCUGAAGUCGGCGGUGUUCAAGCCCUGCCACCGGGUGGUGCCCCCGGAGGCCUGGCAUGGCGCCUGCGUGUACGACCUGUGCGCGUGCGGCGCCAACACCGACGAGUGUCUGUGCGACGCGCUGGAGGCGUACGCGGGUCAGUGCCGCGAGGCGGGGGUGGUGCUGGACUGGAGGAGCCCCGCGCUGUGCGCGGUGGGCUGCCCGGUGGAGAGGGGCUUUGUGUUCGACGAGUGCGGCCCCCCGUGCCCGGUGACCUGCCUCAACGCCGACGUGCCGCUGGGGGUCAUCGAGAGCCACUGCUUCAAGCCCUGCGUGCCGGGCUGCCAGUGCCCCGCCGGGCUGGUCCUGCACAGCAGCCACUGCGUCCCCCCGGACAAGUGCCCCAAGAUCAUCCACGGCAACGCCGCCCGGCCCCCCGGCGCCCUGUGACCCCGCCGGCCCCCGCGGCGCUCGCCACAGCCCCCCGGCGCCCUGUGACCCCCCGGCCCCCGCGGUGCUCGCCAACCCCCCCCGGCUGGGUUUGGAUGGGUCCGGCGGCACCUUGUACAGUGGACUGAACCAAACCAAACUGCAAGUGAUGCUCACUUAUCUCCGCGCUAUAUCCCAUGAUGCACUGCCCAGUUUCACCGCCGUCGUGUUCUUCUCACAGAGAUGGUCCGCGACAGACGGCGUCACGGCGGUACGUGGUCAGUGUCUGGAUUCACCGUAUUACCUGCCCUACUUGUACUCUAGUAAGAGAUCGAGGGAGCAGUGAGCCCAUCCAAGUACAGCCUCCCACUGCACUGGGAGAUACCUCUCCACUUUCUAUUCUAUACAGACACAUUAUUAAUCGCUGUAUACACACAUAUAUAUAUGUAUAUAUAUAUAUAUACAUAUAUAUCUCUGCCAAACACAGCUCACACCUGACCUAACCGCUUAAGGACUGCAGCCUUCCAUUGGGUUCCAGAAGCCGAAUGUCUAAAACCAAAGAACCACUAUAUUAUUGACCUCUGAACUAGGAUUA